AUGGAGAAGCAGCCUUUGCCAACUGACGACGACAAGACAGAAACCACAGACGCCGAGCUCAAUGGCUACGCCGCUGAGGCGAGCCAGCAGGGCUCGACUGAGCCUGCCGCUCGAGCAGGAUGGAACAGUAAAGUAGAAUAUUUUUUGGCUCAGGUUGGAUUCAGCGUUGGGCUCGGAAACGUCUGGAGGUUUCCAUAUUUGUGCCAUCAAAAUGGAGGCGGAGCCUUUCUCUUACUGUAUGUGCUGCUGAUGCUGGUUGUGGGCAUUCCCUUAUUCUUCCUGGAGCUGGCAGCCGGUCAGGCCAUCCGACAAGGCAGCAUCGGAGUGUGGAGGUACAUCUCACCCAGGCUUGCAGGAAUUGGCUACUCCAGCUGUGUGGUGUGUUUCUUCGUGGCGCUCUACUACAAUGUGAUCCUUGCAUGGAGUCUUUUCUAUCUCGGGAACUCAUUCCAGUACCCUUUACCUUGGGAACAGUGUCCAAAACAGGGGAAUGUAACAGUAAAAGAAUGUGAAAAGAGCUCCCCCACAUCGUAUUUCUGGUACCGCAAAGCUUUGGAUGUCACAGACUCGAUUGAUGAGACGGGCUCUUUCAACACUUACAUCGUCUGCUGUCUGCUGGCGGCCUGGACCGUUGUGUGCCUGGGAAUGUUCAAGGGUAUCAAGAGCUCUGUCAAGGUGAUGUAUUUCUCCUCCAUCUUCCCUUAUGUGGUGCUGUUCUGCUUCCUCAUUCGAGGACUCAUGCUGGAUGGGGCCUUAGAGGGAAUCUCCUACAUGUUCUACCCCAAGCUGGAAAUUUGGGCAGACAUACAGGUGUGGCGGCAGGCAGCAACGCAGGUCUUCUUCGCCUUAGGCCUUGGCUUCGGAUCCAUUAUCGCCUACUCCUCUUACAAUCCCAAAAACAACAACUGCCACCGUGAUGCCUUCACUGUCUCUGCUAUAAACUUCCUCACAUCUGUGCUAGCCACUCUAGUGGUGUUUGCUGUGCUCGGCUUCCGUGCCAAAGGAAAAGUUGUGGAAUGUGUAGUCAGUAAUAUGGAGAAGUUCUCAGAUCAUCUUCAUAGUGGUGAUGUGGACACAAACCUGAUUCCACACUUCAAUUUUUCUGAUCCCCAUUCUGUGUCUGUCGAGGACUACACUGUCUGGUUUAAACAGCAUGGACAUAAUGUCCCUGGCAAUUUAACAGAGUGUGACCUGGAAAAAGAGAUGCAGAAGGGUGUGGAGGGCACAGGUCUUGCUUUUAUUGCCUUCACAGAGGCCAUGUCACUCCUGCCUGGCAGCCCGUUUUGGUCAGCGCUCUUUUUCCUCAUGCUGCUCAACUUAGGACUCAGCACCAUGUUUGGCACUAUGGAGGGUAUCCUCGCCCCACUCACUGACCGCUUCAAAACUCUGGCCAACAACAAGACCAAACUCACAAUUUUCAGCUGCAUCAUUGGCUUUCUGAUUGGCCUGCUCUUCACCCAACGUUGUGGCAAUUACUUUGUGAUGAUGUUCGAUGAUUACUCUGCCACUCUGCCCCUCAUCAUUGUGGUGGUUUUUGAGACCUUCAGUGUGUCUUGGUUAUAUGGAGCUGAUAGGUUCCUUGAUGACAUUGAAGGGAUGCUGGGCUGGCGUCCCCAUGUGAUUUACAAGUACCUGUGGAAAUACAUCUGCCUUCUUGCUAUGCUGGGGCUGCUGGCAGCCACCACCAUCCGUAUGUUCAUCACACGCCCCACUUAUAUGGCAUGGAACCAAGACAAGGCUUCUGAAGAGUACCUGAAGUACCCCGGCUGGGCUCUGGCUGUUAUGGCUCUAUUGAUCAUAUUUGCCAUGAUGCCCGUCCCAGUGGCAUUGAUCCAUGCUGUUCUCCAGGACAGAACAAAGCGAACAUCCAGAGAUACAGAGAAUGGUCAGUACAGUAUAGUUAACACGGAUGACAAGUGUGAAACCCCAAUGACCGACAUGUCAGACCUGGACCAAAGGAGCACGACCGCUGCUUCCUUUUCUUAAACAUUGGACAUGAUGUUACAGUGUGGAAUUGGAUGUACGCAGUCAAAGUCUUCAGUUCAGUUCAGUUAUCUUUGCUAGCUUUUAGUGCAGCUGUAGCACAGAGAGCAACUGUGUGACUAUAUUAUAUUCCUUAUUUGAGUAUGUAAAAACUUUUCCCACUUGAAUUUCAAACAUAUCCAGAGGAUAAUACCCUCUUUUUAAAAUAUGACAAAUACACUUUUGUUUUGUAAUAUGGAAAAUAUGGAACAAAUUACUGCUGCGUGGUAACCACGAGGUAGAAUUUCUUAUUGUUGAUUGUUACAGUUAGUUGUUGUCCAAAUGUGCAAAAACAAUGUUUCUGAGUUGUCAGAAUAAGCCAUAGACAUCACAGCAUGUCUUUGCCUUUUUAGUUAUGCAGUACAGCAUUUGUAAAAUAUUCAGCUCUUUAUUCGUCCUUUUUUCUUUUCACUUUUAUUAAAGCACUCGUGUCAUUAUUUCAAGAAUCCAAUCAUGCCACUGUGACAGUGAAUGUCCCCAAAAUGCAGAAUUACAGCUAAUUGAGUUAUGAUUUGAGUUACAAUGUAAAAAAACUGAGCCUGAAUUAAAACAGGAUAAUCAUGGCAUUGUGAGACUGUUACAUCAGAAAAGAGUUAAUUCAGGGGGGUUGAUACUAAGCACAGCUAUUGGGUGCAGUGUUAAUGCUAAAUACUACACAGAAGUCAUUUAACUAUGUUUACAAGUGAAAAACCACACGAGUGACUUCAGUAUCAACUGUACGUGUACUGUCUGUUUGCAGGUGUAUUGUGCAGCCACACAGUUCAUACUACAUGUAUGUUAAAAUGCAUAUUAUGUCACGUAUGUCUGUUCAAACCAACCUGAGAUCCAACAGCUGAUAUACAGUAUCUGAGGAUAAUGCUUUUGGCUUCCUAUUUAUUCGUAAAUUAUCAGACUCUUAAUGUUUCCGUCAUCCUGUUAUGUGGAUUUCUGUGAUGUCACAUUAGCAACAAAGCCAGUGUAUUCGGGGCGGGGAUCAGCCCUACAGUGUUGUGUAUCACACGGGAACAAGGAUUGUCGUCCUGCCUGCGGUCUGAUUCUUGUGGAACUGGUGUGUCAAAUGACAACAUAGGCAAAAUCCUAUUUGUAAUGUAAAUAUGUAUAUAGCACAAGUAAAAGCUCAUUAAGAGCAUGUGUAAUUGAAAAUGUCUUCGUUUUAGAAUUAUUGAAAAUUUGCAUGACACAUUGUUUUGGGUAUAGGAGGAAACUAGUUGCAUGUUUGGCAAAUGACUCCGUUACUUUGGAUUUUAUGUGGAUGUAAUUAAGGUGUUUAUUUUGUAAAAUUAUUUUUUUAGAUUUAAUUGUUUGGUCAUAAUUGUCUUGUUUGUGGUAGUCAUUUUCCUAAGGUGUAAUUUUUUUUUACAUUUUCACUGGAUCACUAUCAAAAUGAAUCAACCUUAAAUGCUGUUGAAUGUUUGUACUGAAACUAAGUGCCUGCAUAUUUAAUGAGGCUGAUUGAACAAAAUCAAAAAUGUAUUGUUUUAAAAAGACAUUACUUUUUAUAGAUUCCCUUUUUAAUAGUGUAUGUAGUCUGUAUAAAAUGAUUUUUUGAGAAAAUGUAAUAUAAUGCCAUUGCAAUGUAAUAUAUUUUGCUAUUUUAUUAAAGGUUUUUCUUUCAGCA
Morone saxatilis (striped sea-bass) is the source of this 3640-nucleotide messenger RNA. Its product is annotated as sodium-dependent neutral amino acid transporter B(0)AT2-like. The record is from RefSeq and is a predicted model, not a curated record. Gene Ontology annotation, biological process: sodium ion transmembrane transport. NCBI's taxonomy places the organism in Eukaryota, Metazoa, Chordata, Actinopteri, Moronidae. Gene Ontology annotation, cellular component: membrane.